AUCACCACCAAGCCCGGAGCACCUGCAAGGGCUGUUUCCUGGGGGUGCCGAGGGACGGGGGAUGGAAGAGGGAAUGGAUGCUCUCCAUGACUUUGGAAUCCAGUCCACGCGCUACCUGCAGGUGAAUUACCAGAACUCCCAGGACUGGUUCAUCUUGGUGUCCGUUAUUGCUGACCUCAGGAACGCCUUCUAUGUGCUCUUCCCCAUCUGGUUCCAUCUGCGAGAAGCUGUGGGCAUCAAACUCCUAUGGGUGGCUGUGAUCGGAGACUGGCUCAACCUUGUCUUUAAGUGGAUUCUGUUUGGCCAGCGGCCAUACUGGUGGGUCCUGGACACCGACUACUACAGCAACACCUCGGUGCCGCUGAUAAAGCAGUUCCCUGUCACCUGCGAGACUGGCCCAGGGAGUCCCUCUGGCCAUGCCAUGGGUGCAGCAGGUGUGUACUACGUAAUGGUCACAUCCACCCUCUCCAUCUUUCGGGGGAAGAAAAAGCUGACCUACAAGUUUCGGUUGCUGAGCAUCGUGCUGUGGCUGGCCUUCUGGGCUGUGCAGCUGAAUGUCUGUCUGUCGCGGAUCUACCUCGCUGCUCACUUUCCCCACCAGGUUGUGGCCGGAGUCUUGUCAGGCAUCGCCGUGGCAGAAACGUUCCGCCACAUCCAGAGCAUCUACAAUGCCAGCCUCAAGAAAUAUUUUCUCAUCACCUGCUUCCUGUUCAGCUUCGCCGUCGGUUUUUACCUGCUGCUAAAGGGGCUGGGCGUGGACCUGCUAUGGACCCUGGAGAAGGCCAAGCGCUGGUGUGAACGGCCCGAGUGGGUGCAUAUCGAUACCACACCCUUCGCCAGCCUGCUCAAGAACCUGGGCACCCUCUUUGGCCUGGGGCUGGCUCUCAACUCACGCAUGUACAGGGAGAGCUGCAAGGGCAAACUCAGCAAGCGGCUGCCCUUCCGCCUCAGCUGCAUCGUGACCUCUCUCGUCCUGCUGCACCUGUUCGACUCUCUGAAGCCCCCUUCCCAAGUGGAGCUGAUCUUCUAUGCUCUGUCCUUCUGCAAGAGUGCCGUCGUGCCCUUGGCCUCCGUCAGCCUCAUCCCCUACUGCCUCGCCCGGGCCCUGGGCCAGACACACAAGAAGUCUUUGUGAGAGGUGCAGAGUACAUAAAGCCUGUGACUGUCGCAGCCUGAGGGGGCAUCGAGGUCUUCUGCCAGCCCACCUGGAGGCCAGAGGGGUUCAAAGUUAGCUCCAGUGCCCUCCCUUCUUUUGCCAUGCUGCUCAUCUGGGGGAUGAGGCUUUUGGCAAAGCUCAUGAGGUUAUCUGAGAAUGCCUUGACAACCAGAAGUUGGGUCAGUCUGGAUUUCUCCCCGAGACCUACUUCCUUAUGGUUCUUCCGACAGAGACGCAGGACAGUAAGACGCUUCCAGGCGGGGAUGCUCACACAUCUUGGCUGGACAUCCCGGCAGAGAUUUUUCUACCCUUGCUCAUCCUGAUCAAGUCAAAGAGAGAGCAAAUUUGAUAGGAAAAGAUAGCAGGAUAGAAGAAGAGUUGUCAGGAUCUUAUAUAUUAUGCAAAUUAUAUGACAAACAAUGUGGCUCAAACUGCCUCUAGUUUUUAGGGGAGGAAGUGUCUGGAAGGGCAGACCGACCUGAAAGGGGAGGAGUCGCUGGGGAGUGGGCUAACUCUGUCUCUGGCAAUUUACUGCUCUAGACAAAACGCCACCAUGUUGUCUUUAGAUCCUGAGUGUCUCUGGUGACCUCAGUAAUUGCGCUGGACCAGGUCAGGGAGGCACAGUCAGCUUUUCUCUUCCUCCCAUCUUCCUCUCUGUCAGCCCAGCUAUGCUGUCUCCCAGCGUGUCCCAGGGACUGCCCCGCUGCUCUGCUGCGUCCCCACACGCCCAGAAAGUGACCAUGGUGCUUCUGUAGGCUUCAGUUACAAGCUCGGAACUCGGGCAAGAUGGCAAGGAGGAAGGCGGGCUCCCUCUCUCCAGAAGGUCACUCCAAUGUUACUUAUGAUUCCUGGAGGGUAGAAUGACUCCUUUCUCCAUCCCAAGACAACCAAGAGCACAUCUGUAGAGGAAACGCUGAACUCUCCCUGGUCUGCUUUCCAAUCUGAGCUGAGGCUACUUAUUUAAAACGCCUUGUUUUUGCUACCAAUUAUACAGAAUACCAUGUAUUGUCAUCCACGUCAACCAUCCUGCUUUGAACAUCUUAGAAAAAUAUGUGUAUGCAGUAUUUUAUUAAACAAUGUUUUAUUUAAACAAUGAA
Molecule: messenger RNA, 2253 nt
Organism: Ochotona curzoniae (black-lipped pika)
Lineage: Eukaryota; Metazoa; Chordata; Mammalia; Lagomorpha; Ochotonidae
Product: glucose-6-phosphatase catalytic subunit 1
Exons: 5
Coding region: 62-1135 (357 amino acids)
Biological process (GO): gluconeogenesis; glucose 6-phosphate metabolic process
Cellular component (GO): membrane
Molecular function (GO): glucose-6-phosphatase activity
Source: RefSeq, a predicted model, not a curated record